AUGACUUUUUCAAUAAUGCGAAGGCGUGUGGAGAAGCGGGCGAUGGAAAGGCAGCUCAAGAUUGACGAUAUGGUGGUGUUUGAUGAGGACCUGCCCCACAAACUGGACGAGUGUCGGCUCACUUUUGUCGACUUUGCGCCCAUACUUAAGACAAAGUAUCAUGGUGAAGGCAUCCAAAGUGUCCAGUACUCGGAGUUAAUGGAUUUUGCCAACAAAUGGCUGCUAAGACAAGAGCGUUGGGAUGUGCUGAGCGCCGAAACCUUGUCGGCCAUCAUCGAGAUCGUGAUCGACCAGAGAGGAGAAGUGGUGGGCAAACACAUACUCAGCACAUUCACCAUCACCGAAGACAACCCAGAAUACCAGGAUGGCGUGGCUUUGCACCAUUUCACCCAGAGCAAAGCACCCAUACACUUCCGGGUCAAAAUGUUACGCCUAUGGCUAUUGCCGUUUGAUCCCAACGAGUACAACGAAAAGAUCCGGCCAAUAGUGCCCCAAAUCCAGUUCCGGGAUUUCGAGCCCCGUUCCCUGACCGACAUUCCCGGCGAGUUUGAGUCGUGCGACGACGUGAUGGCCAGACUCAACGACGCGGUCAACGCCGAAGAGAUCACCGGCAAAGUGUUGAACGUCCAGACACUGGCCUGCGGUGCCAGCCAUGAGUGGCGGGUCGACGCCCAGAGCACACAAGCCAAGCCAUGGGUGGGCAAAACGGUAUACGUGUUGCGCGUGUUUUACGCCCUUGGUCCUAUACACGAAGAGUUGGUCGGUUUGGCCGACUUUGUGCCCGAGUGUCUGGUGGGUGGGGGUGUUUUCAAGAAACCCAAGUUUGAGUCCCAGUCCUCUCUGGUACGAAAGGCCAGCAAAUGGCUGUCCGAUAAUCCAGAGGUCAACUUUUGUAGCGCCUCAUCCAUGGAUGUCAAACUCAAGUCAAUGGUUUCGAUUGAUACAAAACAGAUGUCCAUCACUCGUGACACCGGGGACUUUGUCCGUAUUCUACGGCUUGUAUACACUAAACCCCGUGAACUGCCAUCAGAUAUACCCAUCUCAUCAACGCUACCGCCACCUCCGCCCGUGUAUGUCGAGCACAGGGUAUUUGUCGUACACAAGGGCUACGGAGAGGUCAAGCGAGUGAUCAGUGAGUUCUUGGCACGGGAUGAAUGGCGGGCCACCGAUCAGUACAAGUGGUUACUGUUAAACGUGGAGACUGUGGCCGUGUAUGCGUCCAACGGCUUGCGUCAGUCC
Molecule: messenger RNA, 1239 nt
Organism: Medioppia subpectinata
Lineage: Eukaryota; Metazoa; Arthropoda; Arachnida; Sarcoptiformes; Oppiidae
Source: the annotation of a GenBank genome assembly